This is a messenger RNA of Dovyalis caffra, 882 nucleotides long. The record is from the annotation of a GenBank genome assembly. Lineage: Eukaryota; Viridiplantae; Streptophyta; Magnoliopsida; Malpighiales; Salicaceae.
AUGUCCUUCACCGGAGCUCCGUCACCACCCGGCGUUACCGCCUCAACGACCACCGUACUGAAACAAUUCUUCUGCCACCGAUGCAACCACGCAGUCUCGAUAACUAUCUCCCCCUCCGAUGACCCGUUUUGCCCAAUUUGCCAUGAUAGCUUCAUUGAAGAACUUGAAACCCAAAACCCGAAUCCAUUCUCCGACUCGUUUUUCAACGAUCCUUUUGAUCCCUUCUCUUCCCUCUUCCCUCUACUCUUCCAAAACUCCGGUAAUUUCUCUCAUCCUGAAUUUUCAACCCGACCCGAAUUCUCUGACCCGAAUGCGUUUAACCCCCUUGAUUUCCUCCGUUCUCACCUCCAAAACCUACAUUCUGGUGGUGCUCGGGUCCAGUUCGUGAUUGAGAACAAUGGGGACGAACCAGGUCUUCGACUCCCAGGUGGUAAUUUUGGUGAUUAUUUUAUUGGAUCGGGUUUGGAGCAACUGAUCCAACAGCUGGCUGAGAAUGACCCGAAUAGGUAUGGGACGCCACCCGCGUCGAAAAGGGCUAUUGAUGCGUUGCCAACGAUGAAGGUUACUGAGGAGAUGAUGAAAUCAGAGAUGAAUAAUCAAUGUGCUGUGUGUAAAGAUGAGUUUGAGAGAGGAGGAGAAGUCAAAGGGAUGCCUUGUAAACAUGUGUUUCACGAGGAUUGUAUAAUGCCUUGGUUGAAGAUGCAUAAUUCUUGUCCGGUUUGUCGGUAUGAGUUGCCUACUGAUGAUCCUGAUUAUGAGAAUAGAGCCCAUGGAGCGCAAGGGGGCGGUGAGGGUACUGGUGGAGGUGUGGAGAGAAGGUUUACUAUUUCCAUUCCAUGGGCUUUUGGUGGAAGUGGUGGUGGUGGGCAAAGCAGUUCUUGA